This is a messenger RNA of Colletotrichum phormii, 900 nucleotides long. RefSeq lists its product as uncharacterized. Lineage: Eukaryota; Fungi; Ascomycota; Sordariomycetes; Glomerellales; Glomerellaceae. Gene Ontology annotation, cellular component: plasma membrane. The coding region runs from base 1 to 900 and encodes 299 amino acids. The record is from RefSeq and is a predicted model, not a curated record. Gene Ontology annotation, molecular function: ATPase-coupled intramembrane lipid carrier activity. Gene Ontology annotation, biological process: post-Golgi vesicle-mediated transport; phospholipid translocation; endocytic recycling. The transcript is spliced from 2 exons.
AUGACCAAGGUCGACUCCGUUAUCUGCUGCCGUGCAUCUCCUGCCCAGAAAGCCCUGCUUGUUACUCAAAUCGGCAAAGGCCCUCAGAAGAAGGCACACUGGUACAGUUGGCUUAGUCCGACCUCGACCACGCCCCUGACUCUUGCCAUUGGCGAUGGUGCCAACGAUCUGGCCAUGAUCUCUGCAGCCAACGUCGGUGUGGGAAUCUCUGGCAGAGAAGUUCAACAGGCUGUCCGUGUGGCGGACUUCAGCAUCUCUCAGUUCCGGUAUCUGUCUCGGCUGGUACUUGUUCAUGGCUGCUGGAACUACUACCGUACGACACGAUUCAUUUUGGCAACGUUCUGGAAGGAGACCUUCUUCUACCUCCCGCAGGCACUUUUCCAAGAGCAGACCGGAGCCACGGGUACAAGUUUGUACGAACCAGGAAGUCUCACUUUUGUCAGUUUCUUCACCGCAGCAUGCAUCCUCGUCAUUGGGACUUUUGAGCAGGAUCUCCACUCGCGCACUCUGACGGUGGUUCCUGAGCUGUUCAAAUACGGACAGAACGCCGAGGGUCUCAACAUGUCGGUGUAUUUCAGUUGGUUCAGCAACGCACUGGUUGCGGGACUCAUCGUCUACGCCGGUGCUUGGGCGGGUUACAUGGACUCUGAGAUGAUCGACGUUGACGGGUGGUAUGCCCAAGGACUAUUGACCUUCGUCUUGUGUGGAAUUUGGGUCAACAUCAAGCUAUUGGUAAUUGAGCUGCACUACAAGACCAGAGUUGCUCUCUGGUCUAUCCUUGGCAGUCUCGCGGUCUUGUGGGCUUAUUUGCUCAUUGCCGGCGCCAUUUCUUCCCCCAGUUCCGCUCCUUAUUCUGUUCGCGGGGGACUGAGCUUAGAGUUUGGAAGGGAUCCAGCAUGA